GGGCUGAAGUAAACGCUUAGGAAGACCGUUGCAAAAUAAAUCGGGCUUUCGAGCUUGUGGAACCAUCAUCGGGCCCCAAUCCCGUAGCCACUCAUAUAUCGAGGCGACAAAAAAGGGUCCAUUCGCGAGGGACGCUCCUGCGAGAACGGGGCGCGCGGCGCAGGCGCCCCUCUUGCACCUCGAUGCAAAGCAGCGCGGCGAGAGCCACACGUCUGCGCGCUGCGUGGAAGGGCAGGGCUGACACCACUUCCUCCCCGAGGCCGUGGACCUGAGCCCGGGUGGAGCCGAGUGCACGGCGUCGCCUUCCCCGCUGGCGCCCCGACGCCGACCCGCGCCCCGCCAAGUGCCCGCCAAGUGCCCUCCAAGUGCCCGCCAAGGCCCUGCAGAUCCGUCAAGAUGGGUGAGUCAAAUGAAGAUAUAGACCAAAUGUUCAGCCAUUUGCUGGGAGAGAUGGAUCUUCUGACCAAGAGUUUAGGAGUCGACACUCUUCCUCCUCCGGACCCUAAACCGCCGAGAGCUGAAUUUAACUUUAGUGUGGGGUUUAAGGAUUUAAAUGAGUCCUUAAAUGCACUGGAAGACCAAGAUUUAGAUGCUCUCAUGGCAGAUCUGGUAGCUGACAUAAGUGAAGCUGAGCAGAGGACAAUCCAGGCACAGAGAGAGUCCUCUCAGGAUCAGCUUCAUUCGGCAUCUCUGGAAAAAUCAAAUUUCAGUGGUGCAGCCUCCCUUGGUUAUGGAGCAGAUAUGGCUGUAACGAGUACUAGCCAAUAUGGGGACGAGUUACCACCUCCACCAGCUGAUCCGAUGUUAGACCUGCCUCUGCCACCACCGCCUCCUGAACCUCUCUCUCAGGAAGAGCAAGAAGCAGCAGCCAAGGCUGAUAAAAUUAAGCUAGCGCUGGAAAAACUGAAGGAGGCCAAGGUUAAGAAGCUUGUUGUGAAGGUGCACAUGAAUGAUAACAGCACGAAGUCACUGAUGGUGGAUGAGCGGCAGUUGGCUCGAGACAUUCUAGACAACCUUUUUGAGAAAACCCAUUGUGACUGCAACAUAGACUGGUGUCUUUAUGAAAUAUACCCAGAACUGCAAAUCGAAAGGUUUUUUGAAGACCAUGAAAAUGUUGUUGAAGUCUUAUCAGACUGGACAAGAGACACAGAAAAUAAAGUGGUAUUUUUGGAGAAAGAGGAAAAAUAUGCUGUAUUUAAAAACCCCCAGAAUUUUUACUUGGAUAACAAAGGAAAAAAAGAAAGCAAGGAAACAAAUGGGAAAAUGAAUGCCAAGAACAAAGAAUCCUUACUUGAGGAAAGUUUCUGUGGAACAUCCAUCAUUGUACCAGAACUUGAAGGAGCUCUUUAUUUGAAAGAAGAUGGCAAGAAAUCCUGGAAAAAGCGCUAUUUUCUUCUACGGGCUUCUGGAAUUUAUUAUGUACCCAAAGGAAAGACGAAGACCUCUCGAGAUCUGGCAUGUUUUAUACAGUUUGAAAAUGUCAACAUUUACUAUGGGACUCAGUGUAAAAUGAGAUAUAAAGCACCCACUGAUUACUGCUUUGUUUUGAAGCAUCCCCAAAUUCAGAAGGAGUCCCAGUAUAUCAAAUAUCUUUGCUGUGACGACGCAAGAACUCUAAAUCAGUGGGUUACCGGAAUAAGGAUUGCCAAGUAUGGAAAGACCCUCUAUGAUAACUAUCAGCGGGCCAUGGCAAGGGCUGGGCUCGCCUCCCGGUGGACAAACGUGGGCACUGGCAACGCAGCUACACCGGCCCCGCCUUCCACAGGACUUAAAACAGGCACCGCCCAGGCCAAUGGUCAGAUUCCCCAGGCUGCACAUUCUGUGAGCACUGUUCUCAACGAAGCAGACAGACAAGUUGACACGCCUAAGGACAAGAAGCCAGCCCUUAGUAACCACGACCCAGGAACGCCCAGGGCCCAGCACCUCCCGAAGUCCAGCCUGCCCCCGCCGCCUCCGGUGCGACGGUCCUCAGACACCGGCAGCAGCCCGGUGAUGCCCGCCAAGGGCGCGGCCGGCGGCCUCCCGCCCCUGCUCGACGACUCCCUGCCGCCGCCCCCGCCGCCGCCGCCCCUGGAGGACGACGAGCUCCCCCCGCCGCCCCCCGAUUUUGACGAAGCGCCCCCGGACUUCGUGCCUCCCCCGCCGCCGUGGGAUGCGGGGGCUUCCUUGCCGCCGCCGCCGCCGCCCCCGCCCGCCCUCGCCCCCGAAGCCACGAAGCCGUCCCCCGUUGUCGCCAAAAGGCCUCCGGUUCCCCCAAAGAGGCAGGAGAACCCAGCGCCGGCCAGCGGGGGAGGGGGCGGCGAGCAGGAUUUCAUGUCGGAUCUGAUGAAAGCUCUGCAGAAAAAGAGGGGCAACGUGGCCUAGGGAACGGGCGCGCGCCCCUCUAACCUCAAGUGCGUCUCCGCGGCUCUGUUUUCGUGGCGUCUUGUUCAUUCUCGGUAAAAUAUUGAAGUGUUCAGACUAGAAAUGAUGCAAAACGGCUCACUGUUGCUGCAGUACAUUCAUAGCCAUUAACCUAGCACCGAAUUUAGAAUAUUUGCCUAAAUGGACAUAUCUUUCCUAUGUAUUUCCUCUUAAUGGAAUUUAUCUUUCCUCCCAAGUUAACUAAAAUGAUGUAUGUUCAUUUUAUGAUGUUCAGAAGCAUCAAAUUAAUAAAAGUCAAAAAAAUUUCCUGAAGACGGUA
This is a messenger RNA of Equus caballus (horse), 2683 nucleotides long. RefSeq names its product amyloid beta precursor protein binding family B member 1 interacting protein (gene APBB1IP). Gene Ontology annotation, biological process: signal transduction. Gene Ontology annotation, cellular component: plasma membrane; cytosol. Lineage: Eukaryota; Metazoa; Chordata; Mammalia; Perissodactyla; Equidae. The record is from RefSeq and is a predicted model, not a curated record.